AUGUCGAUUCUGGACAUUCCCGCCCAACACCACCAGCAACACCACCAGCACCAACAACAGCAGCAGCAGCAACAGCACCGCUACCAGCACCUUGAACAUGAUCCUGAUCCUGAUCGUGAACAGAAAGAGGGGUCCUAUCCGGCUGCGUCGGUUAUGGACUACCGUGACAUCUCGCCGGACGAGGAAGAGACGUCGGAGCGGGACAAGCAGCUGGCAAAGCUGAUCGAUGAAGAGUCCACAAACCGCAAGAUACAGAAGAAUGUCAGAGUCAUCUACGUAGGCCAGGAUGUAUCCAAUCUCAACUUCCUCUUGCGCCAGCAGCAUGUAGACCGCGACGACGAAGUAUACCACUUUGCUACCAACGAGAUCUCUCGCAAGUAUAUCGAAUGUGGCUUCGAACAGGUGCCUCGGGAUGCCUUCGUCUUGCCCGAACCUGCGCUGGCCGACGAGCUGGUCGACGCCUACUUCAAACAUGUCAAUCCCGGUUUCCCCAUCCUGGCAGAGGAUAUCUUCAUGGCACAGUACAAGGGACGGGACUCCUCCGAUGCUCCCUCUCUUUUAAUCCUACAGGCUGUCCUGCUUGCUGGUGCUCAUGUCUCCCGUCCCCGGCCGAUGCGAGACACGCUCAAGGCAGCCUUCUUUCGACGGGCAAAGCUCCUGUUCGAAGCAAGGGUGGAGCGGAACAGGGAUAUCAUGGUCCAGGCGGCGCUCCUACUUACCUGGUACUCAGAUCCGGUGGACGAUGAUGUCGCUGCCAAUGCCCAUUACUGGGUAGGUGUUGCAGCAAGGAUAGCUACGGGGCUGGGGAUGCAUCGGAACUCCGGAUCCAGCAUAUUCGUCCCUCACGAUAAGCGCAUGUGGCGCAGAGCAUGGUGGAUUCUAGUCCAAUUCGACGUCAUGGUUUCCCUGCAGUACGGUCGUCCGCAGGCCAUAAACCUGGACGAUUGUGACGUCGAGCCAUUGAGGGCGGCAGACUUCGAGGGUUGUGGCAAUAAUAUCCAAAAGGACUACGUGAUACAGUUCACAGAGCUCUGCUGCAUGAUCUCCUUCAUCGUCCGCGAACGUUUCGGUCUGCGCAUUGCGCCCGAACGACGCAAGAGUAUCCUCUCCGAAGCGGACAAGGCAUUGGCAAACUGGUCUAUCAAACUGCCCGAUACAGUCCGCAUGUCCACCUCAGACAUGCACGCCUGGCCGGCCUUGCUCCAUCUAACAUACAACAACUUCCUCAUCCUGCUGCACCGUCCUCACCCGCGAGCCUCGGCAGAUACCUACGCCCACAACGACGCUGAGAUAUGCAGUGCCGCCGCGGGAGUGAUUGUCUCUAUCUUCGAAGAACUCCGUGAAAAGGAUAGGGUCAAGUACCUCUGGUCUUCGUCCGUCAACACGCUUUCACGAGCCAUGAUACAGAUCAGAGUGGGAACUACGCUUCUCAAACCCGGUACUUGCAAUCAAAUGCCCUGCGCCGAUUCGACUCUACCCUCGGUCUCCCUCCGUGCGCUGUCGGAAUACUGGCAUAACGCAGAGAGUAUCUUGCACCUGUUCGAAAGCUCAAAGCGGCUCAAGUAUGAUAUGCAAAUGGUCAAGUCGAAACAGACUAAUAUCACACAAUCGCAAAAGGAAGGGGACGCGGUAUCCAAGUCAAUCGAAGGCCCAACACCACAAGUAGAGACACCGCUACCGCAACCGCAGCUCCAUAACUGGUGGCCUAAAGCCCAGCUCGGUGAACGACUAACCUACUUCUCGAACUCAGAAUCCAUCGCGUCCGUCAGCGCACCGCAUCAUCCUCCACCACCACAACCCCAAGCGCCUCAACCUCAUCCACAACCUCAACCCCAACCUCAACCGCAGCAGCAACAACAACCUCGUGCCCGCGCAUCAGAUCAUAUUCCGUCUCCGGGCCAGGGACCAGACUGGCGACAGCUCUUCACCUUUGAGUCUGAAGCCUGCGGAGCCGUUGUCCCUGAAAAUCUUAACGACAUGGAAGACGAAUGGCGCGAGCUAUACUUGCACGAUCCGGGAUUGACGGAUUAUUUCCAGGAGAGUACCUGGUUGCAGAGCUAG
Messenger RNA from Nannizzia gypsea CBS 118893, 2061 nucleotides. Its product is annotated as acetamidase regulatory protein. The record is from RefSeq and is a predicted model, not a curated record. NCBI's taxonomy places the organism in Eukaryota, Fungi, Ascomycota, Eurotiomycetes, Onygenales, Arthrodermataceae. The transcript has a single exon. Bases 1 to 2061 code for a protein of 686 amino acids. Gene Ontology annotation, biological process: DNA-templated transcription. Gene Ontology annotation, molecular function: zinc ion binding; DNA binding.